Vanrija pseudolonga is the source of this 1311-nucleotide messenger RNA. RefSeq names its product 26S proteasome regulatory subunit 8 (gene Rpt6). Lineage: Eukaryota; Fungi; Basidiomycota; Tremellomycetes; Trichosporonales; Trichosporonaceae. Gene Ontology annotation, molecular function: ATP binding; proteasome-activating activity; ATP hydrolysis activity. Gene Ontology annotation, cellular component: proteasome regulatory particle, base subcomplex. Gene Ontology annotation, biological process: proteasome-mediated ubiquitin-dependent protein catabolic process. The record is from RefSeq and is a predicted model, not a curated record. The coding region runs from base 100 to 1311 and encodes 403 amino acids. The transcript is spliced from 4 exons.
UCGACCAACGAGACUCGGCUUCAUCAUCACUCUCAACUGCCAGAGCGUGAGCAACAACUCUCUUUCACUCCUACCACAACCACAACGACACUCGCCACAAUGUCAGUGGCUACAAAGGCUCCAGUCCAGCUCGCUGGCGGCGGAUUGAAGACCUACUACCGUAACAAGAUCGAGGCCGCCGAGCACGAGAUCACCAAGAAGACUCAGAACCUGCGGCGACUCGAGGCGCAGCGCAAUGCGCUCAACACACGAGUCCGUCUCCUGCGCGAGGAGCUCCAGGUGCUCCAGGAGCCUGGAAGCUACGUCGGCGAGGUCAUCAAGGUCAUGGGCAAGAAGAAGGUGCUCGUCAAGGUCCAGCCCGAGGGCAAAUACGUUGUCGACUUUUCUCCCGACAUUCCCAUCUCGUCCCUUACCCCCAACCUCCGAGUAGCUCUCCGCGCCGACUCGUACCUGCUCCACUCGAUCCUUCCCAACAAGGUCGACCCGCUCGUCUCGCUCAUGAUGGUCGAGAAGGUCCCCGACUCGACGUACGAGAUGGUCGGUGGUCUUGACAAGCAGAUCAAGGAGAUUAAGGAGGUCAUCGAGCUGCCCGUCAAGCACCCGGAACUGUUCGAGUCUCUCGGUAUCGCCCAGCCCAAGGGUGUGCUGCUCUACGGUCCCCCCGGUACCGGCAAGACGCUGCUCGCGCGUGCCGUCGCACACCACACCGACUGUCGCUUCAUCCGUGUCUCGGGUUCCGAGCUCGUGCAGAAGUACAUUGGUGAGGGUUCGCGUAUGGUGCGUGAGCUCUUCGUCAUGGCGCGUGAGCACGCUCCGUCCAUCAUCUUCAUGGACGAGAUCGACUCUAUCGGUUCGUCGCGUGGCGGUGAGGGUGGCGGUGGCGGAGACUCGGAGGUGCAGCGUACCAUGAUGGAGCUUCUCAACCAGCUCGACGGUUUCGAGCCAUCCAAGAACAUCAAGGUCAUCAUGGCUACCAACCGUAUCGACAUUCUCGACUCUGCCCUGUUGCGACCUGGACGUAUCGACCGUAAGAUCGAGUUCCCUCCACCCAACCCCGAGGCUCGUAUCACGAUUCUCAAGAUCCACUCGCGCAAGAUGUCGCUGCAGCGUGGUAUCAACUUCCGUUCGCUCGCCGAGAAGAUGGGCAACUGCUCUGGUGCCGAGGUGCGCGGUAUCUGCACCGAGGCCGGCAUGUACGCGCUCCGAGAAAGGCGACAGUAUGUCGGCCAGGAGGACUUCGAGAUGGCUGUUGCCAAGGUCCUCAAGCGCAACGCCGAGGGCAACACGAGUGUCAACAAGCUCUUCAGCUAG